Molecule: messenger RNA, 2517 nt
Organism: Suricata suricatta (meerkat)
Lineage: Eukaryota; Metazoa; Chordata; Mammalia; Carnivora; Herpestidae
Product: zinc finger protein castor homolog 1-like
Exons: 10
Coding region: 1-2517 (838 amino acids)
Biological process (GO): regulation of neuron differentiation; positive regulation of transcription by RNA polymerase II
Cellular component (GO): nucleus
Molecular function (GO): DNA-binding transcription factor activity, RNA polymerase II-specific; RNA polymerase II transcription regulatory region sequence-specific DNA binding
Source: RefSeq, a predicted model, not a curated record
AUGGUGGUGGCGCCUUGCGGCGAGAACGGUGACUCUGUAUCGUUAUGUGUGCGGCUUCCUGUUCUCAAUAAAAGUAAUAAAUUGGAUGUGAACGUGUACCGCCUGAGUGGCAGCUGUCCCCCCUCUCUGGGCACCUGGGGCUGGGCCUCUGGUGUGGAAGGGGACCUGCGUUCCCCUCCGUCCCUCCCCGAGCUCCCUUCUUCCGUUCCACUGCCCCACAGCAGCAGCCCUCUUAGUUGCGCCAUUGUGGCCAGGUUCCUGCCCCGGGGCCACCAUGGGGGCCGCCGUGGGGGCAGCCGUGGUGCCAGCCGGGGCAGAAGGCCGGGACACGGCAUCCUCCACCCCUGUCUGCAGCCCAGGAGGCAGGCCAUGGGGCAGGGCUGCUGCUCUCAGGGCGAGCUGGCAUGGGGGCUCAGCCCGGCACCUCCCCACCCCACCCCUGCCCCCGAGCGCCACCACUCAGCGGGCUGCGAUCCUUGCCUCGCGACGGACUGCAAGUACGCCAAUAAGUUCCACUUCCACUGUCUCUUCGGCAACUGCAAGUACGUCUGUAAAACCUCCGGCAAGGCCGAGUCCCACUGCCUGGACCACAUCAACCCCAACAACAGCCUGGUGAACGUGCGAGACCAGUUCGCGUACUACUCGCUUCAGUGUCUCUGUCCCAACCAGCACUGCGAGUUCCGGAUGCGUGGACACUACCACUGCCUCCGGACCGGCUGCUACUUUGUGACCAACAUCACCACCAAACUGCCGUGGCACGUAAAGAAGCACGAAAAAGCCGAGCGGCGCGCAGCCAACGGAUUCAAGUACUUCACCAAGCGGGAGGAGUGCGGCAGGCUAGCCCAGAGGUGGGUGGGGGCGGGGCAGAGGUCUACACAGGUCUGGGGGCAAGCACCUGGGGCCCCCCAGAGAUGUGGAGACAAGUGGCUUGCCGGGAGGGGGCUGACUUGUCGGACAGGCUGCAAGUACAACCAGGUGAAUAGCCACUUCCACUGCAUCCGGGAGGGCUGCCAGUUCUCCUUCCUCCUCAAGCACCAGAUGACUUCCCACGCCCGGAAGCACAUGCGGAGGAUGCUGGGCAAGAACUUCGAUCGUGUGCCCCCUUCCCAGGGCCCCCCGAGCCUGAUGGACACGGAGACAGACGAGUACAUGGAUUACACGGGCUGCAGCCCGGGCGCUGUGUCCUCUGAGUCGCCCACCAUGGACCGGAGCUGCUCCAGCACCCCCGUGGGCAACGAGAGCACGGCGGCAGGCUGCCCGGCUCCUCCUCCUCCUCCUCUUCCUCCUCCUGCUGCCGCUGGCGACGAGGCUGCCCCCGUGACUCCACAGCCCCCACUGACCCCAUCCUUCUCAGCAGCCCUGCUCCGGGCGCCCCUCCCCUCCCUCCCAUGCCUCUUUUCUCCGCCCUGUCUCUCAUACUCUCUGCUCAGUGCCACUCUCGGAGCCACCGGGGGCCUGGGCCACCCAGUCAGCAGCCCGCCCCGCCUCCCGCCCGCCACCGCCACUGCAUCUCCAGUAAAAAGUGACGUCCCCCUAGUUCAGGACGCUGCAGGGAACACCAUCUCCAUGCCCACGGCCUCCGGGGCCAAAAAGCGUUUCUGGAUCAUCGAGGACAUGUCCCCGUUCGGCAAGCGGCGCAAGACGGCCUCCUCACGCAAGAUGCUGGACGAGGGCAUGAUGCUGGAGGGCUUCCGGCGCUUCGACCUCUACGAGGACUGCAGGGACCCCACCUGCCAGUUCUCACUCAAGGUCACGCACUACCACUGCACGCGGGAGAACUGUGGCUACAAGUUCUGCGGGCGCACGCACAUGUACAAGCACGCGCAGCACCACGACCGCGUGGACAACCUCGUGCUGGACGACUUCAAGCGCUUCAAGGCGUCGCUGAGCUGCCACUUCGCCGACUGCCCCUUCUCGGGCUCCAGCACGCACUUCCACUGCCUGCGCUGCCGCUUCCGCUGCACCGACAGCACCAAGGUCACGGCGCACCGCAAGCACCACGGCAAGCAGGACGUGAUCAGCGCGGCGGGCUUCUGCCAGUUCAGCUCGAGCGCCGACUGCGCCGUGCCCGACUGCAAGUACAAGCUCAAGUGCUCGCACUUCCACUGCACCUACCCGGGCUGCCGCCACACGGUCGUGGGCAUGUCGCAGAUGGACUCGCACAAGCGCAAGCACGACAAGCAGGAGCGCGGGGAGCCGCCCGCCGCCUCCCCGGGCCCCGCCGUCGGCCUGGACGGCGCGCUGGGCGCCAGCGCCGGCGACACCGCGGGGACCGCGGAGGUAACCUCUUGGGCCCUGCGACUGCCCCUGAGGCCUGGAGGCCGCCGCGCGGUGAUCCCAGGCCGCAGCCUCCGCGCCGGGAGGACCGAGGCUGUGUCCGCUUCCAAACGCAAGAGCGGCAGGCAAGGGGCAGACCAGUUUGACCCUGAGAUGGGGCCAAGUUCCCCCGGUGACCGGACCGGGGGGAGCUCGGGUCCUGCCCACCGCAAGGUGGCCUCCGUGCCCGGUGCUGCCUGA